AUGGGCGUUAUGCAUUCGAUUAUGAGUGAAACAAAACCUAUUAAAGUUCUAGCAACAGGGUCAGCAAACGGCCAAAUUAAACGACUAUUUGAAACGGUCACGAAAAUAAACGAAAAAUGGGGACCUUUCGACAUGCAUUUGUGUGUUGGGGAUUUGUUUGGUGAACAGGAGGACUCUGAAGAAAUUGAACUCUUGAUUAAAGGCGAAAUUAAAGUACCAAUUAAUGCGUAUUUCAUGUAUGGAAGGAACAGAAUUCCCUCAAAAAUAAGUGAACAAAUCAGGAACAAUAGCGGUCAAGUCUGCGAAAAUCUCACAUUUCUCGAGGGCGAAAGAGGUGUUAUUCUUACAGCACAUGGUGCGAGAAUAGCCUACGUUAAUGGAAUACCAGACUUCUCAAAAUUCGAUUCAAUAAAAAAUGAAGCAGUGGAUAUAUUCCUUAGUUACGAAUGGCCACAAUUCAUAACGCGAUUUUCCGGUCAAAACAUCACACACGUUCCAAAAAAUUUUCAGGAUCAUGAGUCACAGAUCAUCGCGGAGAUGUCCCUGUCGAUCAAACCACGAUAUCAUUUCGCUACUGCUGCGUCAAAGUUUUUCCAGAGAGAACCUUAUAAGAAUGACCCCUCUCUGACUAAUAAUGAUGCUAUAAUAAUGGAUCUUGAUACACAGAAAACUUUUGCCACUUGGUUUGUAGGAUUGGCUGAUGUUUCAUCAGCAAUGAAUCAAAGUAAAGAAACAGAAAACAAGUGGUAUUACGGGUUCAAUCUUGUUCCUUUGUUGCAUCUCGAUCAGUCUUCUAAAAUUGAAAUACCGCCAAACAUAACUGAAUGUCCGCUUUCUUUCACAAAACUAAAAAAAGGGAAAAAGCGGGCUAUUGAAGUGAGUCCACCACCUGAAAGAUAUAAAUGUUAUAAAUGUGGCAAGCCAGGCCAUUGGAUUGACGAAUGUACAUUUCUCAAAUGCUUCGAAUGUAAUAAAGAAGGUCACUCAACACGUUGGUGUCCAAAUAGGCAAGAGCCUUGUUGGUUUUGCUUGAGCAAUCCGAAAGCCUCCAAGCAUCUUGUUGUUUCAGUAGGGACUGAAGUCUAUUUAGCCAUAGCUAAGGGAGGCUUAAUAGAUACAACAAAUCAAUUAGUUUCACCAAUCAUACCGGGAGGCGGUCAUGUAUUAAUUGUAUCUCUGGCACAUUACGAAACGUUUGCGUCAGCAACCGAAGAUGUCCAAGAUAAAAUAUCUGAAGAAAUUCAAAAAUACAAAGAGAGCUUGCGAGAAAUGUUCAAACAUUAUGGUGCCAAUAUGUUAACAUUCCAAGUAUCUGUAUAUGGAUUGCGCCACCACGCCCAUAUACAAGUCGUUCCGAUCCCGGUAAAGUAUGAUUCUGAAUUCAUUAAAGCCACUUUUAUUGAAGAAGCUGAUUUGGAAGGGUUCACACUUGAGGAAGGGCCUCUUGUUACUUAUAAAGAUGAUAAGUUUAAAGAAUGUAAUUUCUCUGUGGAAUUGCCAAACGGGGAAAUUUUGACUUAUCAUUUCGAAGACAGUAAAGACUUUGACCAACAAUUUGGAAGGAGGGUGUUGGCGGAUAUGUUUGGAACUUCUGAACGUGCAAGCUGGAAAGCAUGUUCUCUAAAUCAAGAUAAAGAAAAACAAGAUCGCGAGCAAUUUCGCUCUGCUUUCAAAGAUUUUGAUUUUACGUUGAAGGAAUAG
Ambispora leptoticha is the source of this 1701-nucleotide messenger RNA. Lineage: Eukaryota; Fungi; Glomeromycota; Glomeromycetes; Archaeosporales; Ambisporaceae. The record is from the annotation of a GenBank genome assembly.